This is a messenger RNA of Encephalitozoon cuniculi GB-M1, 1017 nucleotides long. RefSeq lists its product as uncharacterized. The coding region runs from base 1 to 1017 and encodes 338 amino acids. NCBI's taxonomy places the organism in Eukaryota, Fungi, Microsporidia, Unikaryonidae. The transcript has a single exon. The record is from RefSeq and is marked provisional.
AUGGACCGGUAUCUGAGGAAGUAUCCGGGUGCCAAGACCCUUGCAGACGAGCUUCGCAAGCUGGCAUCUACCGAUGGGGUGGAUAUGUCGGAAUACCUGGAUCCUGAGAGCCUGGAGCUAGCAGACCACAUGUAUGCAGGAAGACUGUACAGGUCCAGGGAUGUCAGGAAGACGCUAAGGAAGAUCAUGCAGAAGGAGAGUCCGGGAGCAGAGAAAGUUGUGUGGGAAAUGUUUUGCAAAAGAAAAAUUGUCUUCGACAGCUACCUGCUCAAGCUGUCCUUUGCAAGGAGGUUUGGAAGGUUCAAAAGGUUCUUUGUCGACGGUAAGAGUGCAGAGUACAGAAUGCAGAUGAUGGUGCACAAGCUCCUCUAUCUCAAGGAGGAUGUUGCUGAGGAGAUGGAGAAGACGAUUGUGGCGGUUUCUGCAGACAAGGCAUGGGUCUAUCUUGGACUUCUUGGAUCUGCCCUUGGGCGGGGCGCGGUUGCGGAGAUUAUGAGCCGCGUGGACAUCGGACUGAAGCCUUUUGUCGGUUCUUUUUUGGAGAGGGAAGACUAUUACGACAGGAUGUGGGAAGCUAUUCUGGAGUCUCCUCCCAAAGAAAGACCUGCGAUCAUUGCAUCGAUGGAUGGAGUCGACGAAACCCAGUUUUGCGGAUCGCUGCUCCGCGUGUGGUUUUCUCAGGACAUAGGAGAGAGAGGAUUUAGUGAGUUUAUGGAGAUGAUGAGGCUGGUGAAGACAGGGAAGAGAGUGAAAAUCGAGGCGAUCCAUGGAUACCUGAAUGGACUUAUUUACCAGAGGAGACUGGCAGAGUUUAUGAAGCUGUUUAGACAGGUAAGGAGAGCCGGUGUCCAUGGAGAUGGAUAUGAGUUGUUUGAAAAGCUCUACAAGGCCAUUUGCAGGUACAAGAGAGGCAGGGGGCUAAAUUUGACAGGAUUCCUGAAUAGAUGCAAGAAAAAGAAGAAGGGGAUGGUUUCUCCAUACAGCUGGGAAGAUAUAUGCAAUGUCUAUAAGGAGUGA